Messenger RNA from Vespa mandarinia (Asian giant hornet), 2635 nucleotides. It is a transcript of the gene Tbc1d22, whose product is annotated as TBC1 domain family member 22. The record is from RefSeq and is a predicted model, not a curated record. Gene Ontology annotation, molecular function: GTPase activator activity. Lineage: Eukaryota; Metazoa; Arthropoda; Insecta; Hymenoptera; Vespidae. Gene Ontology annotation, biological process: activation of GTPase activity.
UUGAAAAUAAGCUUCAAGAUAAACCUUAUAUAUUGAAACUUUGUUAUCAUCGUGUAAUAAAGAUGGUCAUAUCAAAAGAAUAUAGAUAUGAAUACAAUAAGUAUUAUUGUCUUUUUAAUCAGAAUAAUUAUUUGCUAAAGAAAAAUUGAAAAUUGAUUUAAAAUCCAUAUUUUUCUGUUAAUUAAAGAUCAAAGAUAAAUACUUCAUUUAAGAUUAAGUGCUAAAUCGAAAUAUUAUGAUAAAAAAAAAAAAAACAUGCGUAGAAUAAUCGCUUAAAAAGUUUUCUCUAAAAUAUUUUUCAAAUAUGCAUAUUAAAAACAUUUUAAAUUAGCGAUUAUAUAGUGAAAUAGAGCUAGUAUAUGUAAAACCAAAAUUAGUGUAGCGUCGUUAACCUAUGCUGGGCGUAAACGGACCAACGUAAUGACAAUUACGUUAACCUGCUAUUAUGUGAAAAGGCAGCAAUCAGGGACAAUAGUUUUUAAGGUAAUGAAGGAGAAUCAUUAUUUCUAUGGUGGUUACGGAAAAGUGGCUUGUGCCAGUUAAUCCAAUUCCAUAAGAUAAUGGAGAAUCAAAGCCAUCAUAAUCAGAUUCUUCAAACGCAUCAAUCUUUUUGGAAAAAGAAUACUAGAGCUGUACCAGGCAGGCCAAGUCCCAAACAAGAUGUUAGACAUGAUAAGAUAGGUACAACAAUGAUCACAUCCAGUGGUUUGACCAGUACAGUUUCAGUCGGUAGUGGUGGCAGUACAGGUGGAGGAAGUGGUUCUACAUCCUUUCAAGAUUUUCAGGAGAGCGUGGAUGAUGCUUGGGAUUCCGGAGAUGAUGAAUUCUGUACAGUUUCUGAUGUAAAAAUAUCAAAGAGAGUUAGUCAUUCAGCUGCACUUAGUGUAAUUAACAGUCAUAGAUCAGGCACUGCAAGCAAAGAAUUACAAACAAAUCCUAAAUUAGUCCAGCGAACUCAAGAAAUCAUUCCUGAAGAAAAAAAAGCAGAGGCUCUCCAAAGAUUAGCUGUCCAGCCAUUGCAUCUAAGGAAUGCUAACUUGUCUGUUUAUCCUCAAAUUAAUAAUAGUCAGCAUUCUACAGAAAAUUCUGAUUCCAAAUUUGGUCAGAAUACUUCUCCCCAACAUAGGCCAACACAAUUUCCUGGUAGACCACUUCCAUUAAGGCAAACGAAUUCUUCUACAAAAUUUUUUAUACCUUCAAAAGAACAAGAUGGAGAAAGUAAAAUAGAUAAAUUUAAAUCUCUUUUGGAUGCAUCUGUAUUAAAUUUAGAAGAAUUAAGACAGUUAUCGUGGUCAGGUGUUCCAGCGAAGUUACGAUCUGUUACCUGGAGAUUAUUGUCUGAAUAUCUUCCAGCAAAUAUAGAAAGGAGGCAACAUGUCUUAGAACGUAAACGUUUAGAUUAUUGGAAUCUAGUAAAACAGUAUUAUGAUGUGGAAAGAGAUGAAGGAUUCCAAGAUACAUAUCGUCAAAUUCAUAUUGAUAUUCCAAGAAUGUCUCCCCUCAUUUCAUUAUUUCAACAGACAACUGUACAAUUAAUUUUUGAAAGAAUACUUUAUAUAUGGGCUAUUCGACAUCCAGCUUCUGGCUAUGUACAGGGUAUGAACGAUCUUGUUACUCCCUUCUUCUUAGUAUUUUUGCAAGAGGCUAUACCAGUAUCAGCUUGGCAAGAUAUAGAAAAUUAUGACUUGGCAUCUUUAAAAAAAGAACAACGUGAUAUUAUUGAAGCAGAUAGUUUUUGGUGUUUAUCCAAAUUUCUUGAUGGUAUCCAAGAUAAUUAUAUAUUUGCCCAAUUAGGAAUACAACAUAAAGUGAAUCAAUUAAAGGAACUUAUUCAAAGGAUUGAUGCUCCUUUACAUCAACAUCUUCAUCAACAUGGGAUAGAUUAUUUACAAUUUUCUUUUCGAUGGAUGAAUAAUUUAUUAACCAGAGAAAUUCCAUUGCAUUGUACAAUUCGCCUGUGGGAUACCUACUUAGCAGAAUCCGAUCGAUUCGCUUCAUUUCAACUUUACGUAUGUGCAGCUUUUCUUCUUCGUUGGAGACGUCAUUUACUCUUACAACCUGAUUUUCAGGGCUUGAUGUUGAUGCUACAGAACUUGCCUACACAAAACUGGACAGAUUCAGAAAUAGGUAUUUUGGUUGCAGAAGCCUAUAAAUUGAAAUUUACAUUUGCAGAUGCACCUAAUCAUCUGCAAGCUCAUGACUCCAGGUGACCUUUUUUCUACAUGUUCGGCUAAUAUUGUUACUAUAGUGGCCAAAAUAACUGGCAUUAGCUCGUAUUGCCAGUUUAAUUAAUUCUCCCUUUUUAUAAUUAUAUAAGAGUGAAAGUCAGUCCACUGUAACUAUUUUUAAAAGAGAUUCGAAGAUUUGUUUACCUUUUUCUUUAAUUCAUAUAAUCGUUAAGUUUUUGAAAGACGGAAUGUCUUUGUAAAUUUUAUUUCUAUUUCUAUAGUAGCAUAUUAUAAUUCAAUUACAAAUAUACUCGCCAUUUUUCAGUUUACAGAUAUGUAAACAUAAGAGGUAAAAGAGGAACCUAACGCGAAUCGAUUGUCAUAUUUUUGAUUCACGUUAUGUUUAGAUAAAAUGCCUCUAAUAUUAUAUAUAUAGAUAAUAUAUAAACAGAAGUUUUAUAUAUUGA